This is a messenger RNA of Pelobates cultripes (western spadefoot toad), 2047 nucleotides long. Lineage: Eukaryota; Metazoa; Chordata; Amphibia; Anura; Pelobatidae. The record is from the annotation of a GenBank genome assembly.
AUGCAGGCCCCUAGUGAUCACCCGGCCUCUGGCCCCAGUGAUGGUGAGGACACCAACGCCCGCCACCGGGCCAAGAUGUCUGAACCCCUAACCCUCAAAGGGGAUGCGGUGGCUCCGCUGGAGCAGCUGGACUCGGAGGAGUUCCACUCACUCCUGGACGCCACCAUGUCACGGUCGGUCACCCAAGCGAUUUAUUCUGCAAUGGGGGCAAUGUCCGACAACCUCUCUCACUCCAUCACUACUGCUAUUAAGGCAUCCACCUAUUUGCCCCGCGCUAGAGCCGUGGCAGACGGGUCAGUACGCAGGGAAGGCCGGAAGGCCAUAAGCAAAACCCAUCACGUGCAAACUCCUACCUCCAAAAAAGAAUUGACGGACAGGGUACGUCCUGUCACCGCUGAGGUCGUGGGGCCCCCACGAAAGAGAGCCACCCGCCGGGCAAAAGCGGCGCGGACAUGGAAGAGGGCAAAAGCCCUGUCAGAUUCUUCCGACACUGAUUCGGAUAGUGAGGAGGUUUUGAACGAGUCAGACGAGAUCGACUCAAAUGAAUGGGAGGUCUCCUCCCCGGACCAUAGUCCGCCACGAGAUCCAAAUACCCUAAGGUAUGAUGACGCGGAUUCGUCCGCCAUUUUGGAUCCACAGGGCGAACCUCUGUUCGAUCCCGAUACAUUACAAAAUCCUAGGUCAGCGGAGUGGUUCCCAGCUGAGCAUGUGGCAUGCUACAUAGCAGCCAGAAUCCGUAAGCCUUUAGAUAAGGCCACCAGGAACAAACUGCGGGCGGAAUGCCCACGGCCAACAGUCCCCGACAUGGCCUCUGCCACGCCGGAUAUAGAUCCCAAGGUAGCGCAGUUCCUGGGAAAAACUGGCUGGAAGGCAAAGAAGGGACUUGAUUAUUCCCUGCGCCACUGCCAGGACAAAGUACUCGAUACACUCGGCCCUAGUGCCAAAAUUUUUGAACUGGUUGAAGCAGCCUUAACUGAGGGGACACCGUUAGACUUGCUAGCCAUUAGAGGCUGGGCCCAGAGAUCCAUUUGCCUCAUCGGCAACGCUAAUGCUGCGCUAGCCACUGAGCGGCGCAAAACCAUCCUUAUGAAAAUCGAGCCCAAGCUCGUAAACAUGGCCCUCACCGAACCGGGACCACAAGCCAAAGGUCUCCUAUUCGGGGACAAUUUUGUUAAGGAGUUAAGCACUUACGUGAGUACGUUUACGGCCCUAGACAAGGCACAGACAAGCAUAAAAAGAGUGUUCUCUCCCAGAGUUUUUGGUGGGGCCGGCAGACACCGGGGCCGUCUGCCCGGCCGUUCAUCCCGCGGUUCAUACCGGGGAUACCGAGGUCCCGCUACGGCAAGAUUUCAGCUGCCAGAAAACAGAGCACCCUCGCCCUUUUUUCCGGUCAGAGGCAGACCAUGGCAACCUCGAGGAAACAGAGGCACCUCAUACAGCCGACGGCCUUAUGGUGAGUGCAAUACCUUUCCCCUCCCCGAGUAUACACAGCGUAGGGGGCAGACUGUUACACUUUAUAGAGGUCUGGCAACACUUGACAACAGACUCUUGGGUUCUAAAUACUGUCUUAGGGUACCGCAUAGAGUUCGUACAACCCCCUGUCCAAACUGCCUGGCCACACCGAAUAGCGUUCUCCUCACACGACUGGGACCUGGUGGCCAAAGAGAUCCUCUCACUCCGAGAAAAAGGCGCAAUAUUUCAGGUUCCCUCACCCUUCCCGGGGUUCAUGAGCAACCUAUUCCUGGUACCCAAGAAGGGAGGCGGACUGGAUGGUCAAACUAGACCUGCAGGACGCCUACCUCACGAUCCCUAUAGCGGAAGAAUGUCACCACCUACUCCAGUUCCAAUGGGAAGGAGCGGCAUGGAGAUUCCAAUGCCUGCCCUUCGGACUCUCAUCAGCCCCUUGGUGCUUCACCAAGCUCCUAAAACCAGUGGUCGCGUUAUUGCGCAGCAGAGGCAUACGAAUGAUCAUAUAUCUGGACGAUAUGCUGCUCAUUGCGCACGAGGCCUGCCAACUCCGACAGCAUCUAUCCUGGGCACUGACCCU